CAACACCUUUAAUUUAUUCGAUUACACGGCAUGUGUAAAGUAGCGCGUGCCACUUACCGUAACGGGACGUUUUGAUUGGCUACUGUCGGCAGCUGGCAGCUACUGGGCCCUCCCACAAAAAUAUUGAGAGGUCAUGAAGUAAACUCUUUUCAUCACUUGUGCUGUAGACAUUCAGUUAGGCAGUUUAGUUCCUAUGAUUUUAAGUUUUAUUUCGCCGAUUAAGGCAGUGGAUACAUCAACCGUUCAAAAUUCUUCCCUUGAAUAGCAUCCCGGUUGUCUACCAGAAUCCGUUUGCUCAAAUGCAGACAAAAAUUACAAAAUGAUGUCCUAUAAAAAGAUAACACAACCACUGGAGUUAUCUCCAAUGGAUCACGCGGUCCUUCAUCACCAGCAUGCCUCACAGCUCCAUCAGAAUGGUGGUACCACGUCACCUGCAUCGACAGAAUCGCAAACGGAUGAUUGCUCCAAGACAAACCUAAUUGUAAACUACCUUCCACAAACAAUGACCCAGGAAGAAAUAAAGGCGCUGUUCUCAAGUAUUGGCGAGGUAGAGAGUUGUAAACUCAUCCGAGACAAACCCACAGGACAGUCGUUAGGAUAUGGUUUUGUAAACUACAAGAAUCCAACGGAUGCAGACAAAGCUAUCAAUACACUGAAUGGUUUACGGCUUCAGAACAAAACUAUCAAGGUGUCAAUUGCACGGCCCAGUUGCGAAGGUAUAAAAGGUGCAAAUUUAUACAUUUGUGGCCUACCUAAGUGUCUUGCGCAACCAGACCUUGAGAAAAUCUUCUCCUUCUGUGGACGGAUAAUCACGUCUCGAAUUUUAUACGAUAGCAAUACAGGGUUGUCAAAAGGUGUAGGUUUUAUACGCUUUGACCAGAGGAUAGAGGCAGAACGAGCCAUCCAAAAGCUCAAUGGAACCAUACCAGAGGGCGCCACUGAACCAAUAACCGUCAAGUUUGCAAAUUCACCAAGUUCAAAUAAGAAUGCAUUACCAACCCUAGCUCUCGCUCCAUACCUGUCACCUACACGGCGGUUCUUGGGACCAAUACAUCAUCCGUCGUCAGGCAGAUUCAGGUAUUCUCCAUUGGAAAGCAGUCUUCUCGGAACAAGUACUAUUCUACCAACGACCCCCUCCACACAGAAUACUUCGAUAACAGGAGCAGGAUGGUGUAUAUUUGUAUACAACUUGGCACCCGAGACAGAAGAGAAUGUCCUAUGGCAGUUGUUUGGUCCAUUCGGGGCUGUACAGAGCGUAAAAGUUAUAAGGGACUUCCAAACACAGAAAUGCAAGGGAUUCGGGUUUGUGACCAUGACCAACUACGAUGAAGCCCUGAUGGCAAUACAGAGUCUAAAUGGGUUCGCCCUUGGAAACAGAGUUCUUCAAGUAUCGUUUAAAACAAAUAAAAUGAAAAUGAUGUAAAUCUUAGGGCUUGUAUCAGGUUUUUUAAACCUAUCUAGUCAAUUAUUGUAAAAGUGAUUGCUGGUUGCUAUGGCGAUAUUGUGGCUGUUGCCAUGGUUAUUUCUAGUCAAAAACUUUUUUUAUCAUGAGUAUUACUCAUUGUGCAUUGCAUAAUAAUCAUGAUGUUAUAUUUUAUAUAACUGGAGAAUCAGAACAACAGCUUUUAUAAGAAACGAAUCUCAGAGGUCAGUGCAAUAUUGAAUCUCCAUGGAGACAAAAGGUCAAAUGUUGCCAUAGCAACCAGCAUUACUCCAUCUUUGAAAUGUGCUUCAGAAUUAGAGAUUAAAAAAACCAAAGCAUUGAAAUGUGUUACACAUGGGACUGACAAUAGUUGUAUAGUAUCAGAAAGAUACACAUUUAUAUCUGUAUAUUUGGAAUCUUUAUUUUAAACUUGCUCAGGAUAUGAAGUAGUUUAUUAAGUUACGGAAUUUUUUUUUUAAGAUUAUCUAGAAAUCUGCUGUCAGUAUACAUGUGUAGUAUGUUUGAAAUGCACGAUCAAAAGAAUUCCAAUACUGUAGAAAUUUUUUAUAUGAACAAAUAUUUUGUUACACCAAAUAUGAUUUGAAAAUCCAAAACCAUGGCAACUGUUUUUAAAUUAUUAUUGAAGAGUAUAAUUAUAGUCCCAUUUUAAGAAAACCAGCGUGUAAAGUCUUUUGUUAGAUUUUAAAUUAUAUUUAUUUAAUUUUCUUAAGAGAAGAGGAAGGUUAUUAUUGUAUGUUUAAUUUUAUAACCACCAUUUUACUAAUUUGUGUAUAUUGUGAUUUUAGUCAAAGAUUUUGUCUUCAUUAAUUACAAGAGCGAGGAGUUAAGCCACAUAUGAUAUGGCGGACUUAAGUUUUUGUUGUAUCUUUAGUUGUGGUAGUAAUAUAUAUAUUUAUGGUCAGUUUGUAUUUUUUCUCUUAUUUAUUAUCAAAGUUAUGAUUGAUUCCCAAUGUAUUUUUACUCACAUAUGAUUUUUAUUCAACAAUGCAUCUUCAUUGUGUUUUUCCCAUGCCAUUGAUUUCAGAUAAAAGUGUUGGGGUUUUUCGUGUUUGAUUAUAUAUUUUUUUCCAUAUAAAUUUCAGAUAAAAAGAAAAUAUUGUAUAAAAAUCAUAUUGAGAAUAAUAUUUUUGAAGAUAUUUUGUAAAUUUUACAAAGUCUUGACUAUUUAAUAAAAGCUCUAGUAUUUUGCAUGCACUAAUCAGAAACAUUGGAAAAUUAUAUAUUUAAGGACAUAUCAAAAUGAACAUAUUUAAAGAAAAGAUGGAAUUAAAUGGAAAUAUAUAUGUAUUUAUAUAUCCCUCGGUUGGUUGCCUAAAUGUUUAGAAUGGAAUUUAUUUCACAUUGGUUGUUUCUAUAUAUAUAUAUUUACCAGCUACAAUUUUAGAUAAUUUUGUUUGAUUUAUGUUAGUUAGUGUUUUGUUGCUUUUUUUUGUUGGAUUUUAAGGCAAUUUGUGUGCUUAUUUAAAUUAAUUGUUUAAGUGACGGAGAAUAUGUUCUCGUCUACUGUCAGCCAUGAUUUUUACACGUCUAUAAGUGAGAUGUAUCGUCAUAGCAACAAAAACAUUGAUCGCCUCUCCUGAGUUGAGAGAUUAAUUGUUUGAUAGAUUCAUUAGGGAAGGAAAUUUCUCGGAAAUUGAUAACAUUACAUGUGAUCUGGUAACAAAAUAUUCUAGUGUAUAAAUAUUUACCCAUACAACAAUGGUUCAAAUGAAAUUAUUUUUUUUCACAUGUACAUGAAUGCUCAAACUUAUCCGAUUUUUUUUAAUUUUAAUAGUGAAAAGUUCAAAAGUAAUUGUCAUAUUUUAUACCAAAAAAAAGUUCAAAUAAUUUAUGAUGUUUUUUUUUGUUGUUCUGUAUGUAUUCAAAAUGUUUCCUGUAAUGGCUGCUAUUAAAUGUUUAUAUAAGGUAGAAUAAUAUCUUAUAGGCAUGUACUUGCUUAGGUUUUGUAAAGUCUUUUGAAAGCAUAAUGUGUAAGAACUUAACAUAAUUAACUAACAAAUACUUUUAUCAUACUGCAUAUCACUGAAAAAGUUCUUUCGAUUUUAAAGUUAGCAAUAUCAUUUGCCAUUUUAUAUAUAUAUAUAUAUAUAUAUAUAUCAGUUUUUUUUAGUUUGAUGUAAACUUAUUCAAUAUCAGCAUGAUAAAAAACUUUUUUAAGAAACUGUCUCAGAAAUUUUACUAUGCUCAUGAUGAUUUUUUGUUUAUUUGUAUUUUUUCCCCUUUUAUUUUAUCUUUUUAUUCAUGCAUUUGCAUCAGUGUUGUACUUAUUUUAUUUUCUGCUCUCUUAUUUUUUGUGUAAAUGUUGGUCAGCAAAUGAUCAUAACUUUGGUUGUCCUUAGUUCAGAAUGAAUAUUUAACCUCUAAGUUUCUAAACAAAAUCAUUAUUGUGCUCUUAUGUUUAAUUAAAUGUGAAUUUAUAAUUUUUCUUCUUUUUAUUUUUUCAUUAUUGCAUGAAGUAUAUUUUUUCUUUCUCUCUCUCUACUAAAGUUUAGGCAAUCACCUGUCUUGAUUUGAAGAAAUAUUUAAUUAAUAUAUUAUUAACAUGAUUAUGGGAUGAAAUAUGUCCGACUAAGAACAAAUUAUGAUAUUAUGAUCAUUAUAGAUAUGAAAUUUAAAAAAAAAAAAUGGUAUGAAAUAUCAACCAAAAAAAAGACAAUGUUUACAUUUGUAUUUGCUUCAUGUAAAGUCCAAGUUAUUAGCCUUUGGAAAGAACAGUAAUUAUCAUGAAAUGAAAUUACUGAUACUUUUUUAAUUAAAAUCAACUUAUAAAAUGAUAAUUUAACAAACAAAAAUCAAGUUUGUCAGAUGUUAAUAUUGAACAGGUAUUUUUAAACAAAAACCAAAAAAAAUGCCUGUUGCAUUCUACAGAUAUAGCCCAAUAUUUUGUAAUAAAAUUAUAAUUUCAUUAUACCAGCAUAAAUACUGCGUAACCAUAACAACCAAAUCUGUCUCUACAGAAAUUAGUUGCUCAUUAUGAUCAUUCCUAGAAGUGUCUCAUGUAUGCGUUACAUCAAACUUUCAUUCUGUCAUAAAAAUUUUCUUAUUAUUAUUAAUUAUUAUUAUUAUUUACGUUGUAAUUGGUUUCAAGCUGGGAGAGGACUUUUAAAAAUGCCUAUGGUUAUAUCUAAAUCAAAGAUCGUUUUUAUUCUGUAUUCUUUAAAAUUAUCAGAGUAACAGAUAAAUGUUAACUCUUGUUGUUCAGGUUGAAGUUAUUAUAAGAUUUUAGAAUUUUAUAAACAUUUCUUUUAUUCAAGCCUCGGCAAGAGCUUGAUCACCUGCAUUUUGUUCACAAUUAAAGCACAUGGAUGCAGCACUGGUAAUAUUUAUAUAUUAUUGUGCUGUUUUUAUUAUUAUUACUAUUAUUAUUAUUGAAAUAAUUGAGAAAUCUGCUGACUUUAUUCGUGUCCGUACACCACAGUUGAUAAAUGUUUUUUUAAACAUUUUUUUGCUUACUCAUUUAUGUGUAGGAAUAAAUAUGAUAAAUCAUUUGGCAACAAAGUUCUUCCAAGCGAAAUUUUGAUAUUUAACGUGUAUUUUAGAAGUUGUUAGAUGUUUUUAUGCUGUAAAAAUGUUUUUAAUGCAUUGAUCAGUUUAGAUUCACAUGAAAUGUGACUGUUACCUUGUUAUAGUAGAAAUUUUGAAAAAUUCAUUUUUUUUUUUUAAACCAGUCUAUGAGUUAUUUUUAGAAAAAUUUCUGUGGAACACAGAGAAAGUUGUGUCACUGUCAGGCUUCGUUGUUUAGAAGGCUGUGAUUUGUGAUUGUUAAAACUUCUCAUUUUACUAUGUACAUUCCUAUGGGCCAAAUUGUUUUUAUGAAAUUUUGACCGUAUUUAUAUAAAUGAAAACUUGGUGACUAAAGUGUGUGAUUUUUCUGUGUCAGAAUUUUCAAUACUGUACAGGAUAUUUCAUUGACCUGCAUUUUCUUGUUACGUUAUGUGUAUCAUCAUGUGUCUUCAGAUACUGCAGUGAAAAUGUUUUACCCUUACAUGCCAAGUCAUAUUUUCAAUGACUAGCACUGUUUAUUGAACAAUUCCCCCCCAUUAACUGUGGCAUAGCAUGUAGGAAAAAAAAAAUUAUAAAAAAAACCAACACAUUCUCUUUGAGUCAUUGCUAGACUGGGGAAAUUAAUGGUGAUUCACCAUGGAAAUCUAGGAACUAAAAUCCCUUUUGAAGUGAGGUCAUGCUUCAAUUAUAAACUCAGAAAAUCAGGAAUUGUAAAUGAAGGUCAAACAUGCAAACAUUAAGCACGUGAAACUUGGUCAUCUACUGCUGACAGUAUGCAUGUCACUUUACAUUAUUAUCUUCCUAUUAUGUCAAAGACAUUAGGGGUAAUCAUUUAACCAUACCAUUAGGCAUGCCAAAAAAAUCUUAAAUGAAACUUAAAGGAAAUUUGAAACUUUCAAAUAUGUAAAUUAAGGAAGGCGGAACAUUAGUCAGUCUACAAAGCAAUACAAGAUUGUAUGUUGUGUUGAAAGCAAUUUUUUGGUCCUAUGAAUAGUUGUAAAUAGUUGAUUGUUUGUUUUCUUUGGAUACUCGAAGGUAUUCCUGUGGCAGAGUUUUAGUAAUGAAUGCUUCAAUCUUUAAUCAGGACUAAUUAUAUAUUAUUAUGUCAGAGAUAAAAUAAAAAUAUACAUAACUUAAAUGAUAAAUAAUACAUGUAUAAUGUCAUAUAUACAAACACUGUUAUAUUUGAAGUUUUACAUUUUACAUCAUUGUUAUUUACAGUGUACCAUUUUUUUUCUAGGGUUUUUAUACUAUUUCGAAAAAACAUAUGCAAUUUUGUAGAAAAAAUUUCUGUUACUUUUACAAGAAUUUUUCUCUUGGAAAAAGUAUGGAGGUGAACACCUUUGACUUUAUAGUGUGGGUGUCUUUGUCUCCAUAUAAAGCUUAGAACUAACCUCUCAAACUUUUUGUAGAGGUUUUUUAUAGACUUCGUCAAGAGAAGGGAAACAAGUAGAGUUAAUGCUAAGCUCUUUUUUCAAGAGAAUCGAUGAUUAUUGCGGACUAUGUACUUUAUAAUUGAGUCCAGAUCUACCACCGCCCAUAUACCUCGAAUACCCCCCUCGCUGCUGGCUCAAUUUGUAUGUGUUACAGCAAUAGUUCUCUGACCAUUUUUUUUCUCAAUUCCAUUUUCAUUCUGAAUGGUAGCAUUGGACAACACCAAAAUUCUAUUAAAAAGGCAGUCCCUCUUUUCUCGUGUAAUUGACAUUGUAUUUGCAUAUUUCAAGGUGACAAGAGUUCUUGUAUAUAAUCACAUGGACAUGACUGGAAUGUUGUCUUCUGUAGAGCACUUUUUCAUUGAACAGCUGAUGAAAAGUGAUUGAUAAUCUUGUACAAGAUCUUGUAGGAGGAACGCUAGAAAAAAAAAAAACGAUUCCAAAUUGAUUGUGUUGCCUUGAAAACUGUUGUUAGGGAGAAUGAGAUUGGUGUUGUGUAGAAAGAUAGUCGCCAGUUCAGGUUCUAAAAUCAUGACUUAAUAUUUUCAUUAGAAUCAUAAUACAAUUUUUUAUAGAUCGAAAAAACAUCAAGUCACAAUUUUCAUUGAUUAUAAAGCAAUAAUAAAUUUUUUACGUGUUAAAGAUAUAUGUACUGUGGACAACUAAAAGUUAUGAUUGUUUGAGUAUUUGUAACUUGAUCGUAAUGAUGGUAUUAAUUUUAACCCAUGUUACCAAAAUAAUUGUUACAGUCAACGAAUAUACAAGUAUUUCAUCAAGUAUGUCCUUAUUAAAUCUAUGCAUAUUUGCUAAAUAUAUACCUAGAUUUAUUUUUAACUUUCUAGUUAGCAUUACGAUUUGUAACAUCUUUUUAUUGAUAUAUAUACAGUGUAGUAGAUGAUGAUUUUAUUUAUAGCCCGGUUAAUUUCGUGCCAUUGUUACGAUCAGAAAAUAUAGUCCCUUAGCAAUAUGUUCAGUCGACUAAUGUCUUCAUUGUUGAUAUAAAAGUCUUCAAACCUCUGAUUUUUAAUCUUUGAUUAUAUACUGUUUUUGAAGUUUGUAAUUGUACGAGUUAAAUAUAUAACCUUUCAUUUUGUGAGUUUAGAUUGUUCAUGUUUCUUGUUUGAAUUUUAAAUAUUAUUAAUAGUCUUCAAUUUUCAGUCUUGAUUCAUUCCAAUUAUCGGACACAGUCUAGGUUGAGUUGGAAAGAUCGCCUAAUUAUUAGUGUUUAGUAGUUAAGAAAACAAAUAGAAAACAAUAGUUAAACAAGGCAGUAUCACCACCCACUUGGAUUAAACUCAUUUUGAGUAAAAAAUAUAGCUUCAAAAUUGAUUUAGCUUCAGAUGGAAACAAGAACCUUUGAAAAUUAAGGAAAUUAAUGGCAAAUGUUCAUUGUAAUGCUAGGGUUCACAGAUUUUUUUUCAGUGAUUGAGAGUGAAGACUGUGUCCAACUUGUUUGUUUUUUGCAAUUAUUUAGCUCUGCUUUCAAUUGUAUGCUUUUAAUAUUUGCUUUAUUGUUUAUCUCCUAUUAUUCUAGCCUACCUGGUAAGGUAGAUAUCCAAUCUGGGACUGAUUACAACAUUAUUAUUUAGCAGGUUUACCUCCCUUUAUUGAAUUAACAUCAUUUGCAACUUAAAUUAUAUAAUGUAAUUAUAAACCUUAAAUAUAUUUCCCAUAAUACUUGCUAAAUGUAAAUUUUCUAUAGCGUUGUCUGCCAAUGCAAAAAAGAAAGAAUGCUCAUGGGAAUUGCAUCAUUAUGCAAAAUAUAACUGCGGCAUCAAAACUACAGUUUUGUAGUACAAUUUUAAUAUCGUAAACUUGAUUUUAUGGCUGUCCGUAGGGGAAAUCGUGGGAGAGGUGGUGUUUUCAGUCCCAGAUAUUCUAAUAUUAUUAUGUAGUUUGUUUGUUUGAAUUGUUUUGUGAAGUUGCAGUUACAUAUCUGAUACAGAAUAGAGUUGGGGCAUUUACAAACAACAACAAAAAACCUGCUUCACCCUUUCUUAUUUUUUUCUUGGCCCUAAGAAUAAUGAAUCAAAUGAAUUGAUUUUAAAAGAGAUUUGGUUUUUUGUUGAAUAAUUUUAGUGUUAAAUUCAUUUACUGAUUAACAAUAUGGUUAGAAAAACAGCUCUUAAUGCCAUAAAAACAGGGUCAUAAUUUGGUUUCCAAAUUUUUACUUUCUUUUUGUCAUUCAUUUAGAAAAUUUAGUCUGUUUAUUCUUAUAAUAUUUGUUUGAUCAAGACUCGCAUAAUUUUAUUGAAAAGUGUUGAAAAUAUAAAAGAAAAGUGAUGGGGAAUAGAUUGAGAUCAGACUAUUACAUGAUUUGAUUAAUGAAUAAAUUCACAGAUCAAUAAUGGAUUAUUGAUUUGAACUAUCUAACAUCAGCAGUAAAUGUGGGACUUUUAAUCUUGAUUCAAAAACAGGAAAUAGAUGAGUUAUGUUUGAGUAUUCCCCCUAAUAAAUUUCAAGAAGACCUUUAAUCAUGUGAGCCGCGUCACGACAAAACCAACAUAAUGAGUUUGCGACCAGCAUUGAUCCAGACCAGCCUGCUCAUCGGCGCAGUCUGAUCAGGAUCCAUGCUGUUCGCUAUCAGCUUCUCUACUUGUUAUAGACUUUGUAAGCGCACAGCAUGGGUCCUGAUCAGACUGCGGGGAUGCGCAGGCUGGUCUGGAUCCAUGCUGGUCGCAAACGCACUAUGUUGGUUUUGUCAUGACGCGGCUCAUGUAACAUCAAUAUAGAUAAAACUUGCCUGUUUUAAGUAAAGAAUUGUAGCCCCCGUUAAGUAGGAGCUAAGCUAAGUAUCUAUGUAAAACUCUUGUUAAUCUCUGCUGGACGUUGUAACAUACAUAGUUCUCAACUCUUGUAAGCUGUAUUUGUAUUUUUACAUGUCUACAUACAUUUAAUAAAAACGUAUAAAUUA
This is a messenger RNA of Ruditapes philippinarum (Manila clam), 9295 nucleotides long. RefSeq names its product ELAV-like protein 3. Gene Ontology annotation, cellular component: ribonucleoprotein complex. The transcript has 7 exons. NCBI's taxonomy places the organism in Eukaryota, Metazoa, Mollusca, Bivalvia, Venerida, Veneridae. Bases 320 to 1423 code for a protein of 367 amino acids. The record is from RefSeq and is a predicted model, not a curated record. Gene Ontology annotation, molecular function: RNA binding.